Metarhizium brunneum ARSEF 3297 is the source of this 1947-nucleotide messenger RNA. RefSeq names its product Transmembrane 9 superfamily member 1 (gene EMP70). Gene Ontology annotation, biological process: vacuolar transport; protein localization to membrane. The record is from RefSeq and is a predicted model, not a curated record. Lineage: Eukaryota; Fungi; Ascomycota; Sordariomycetes; Hypocreales; Clavicipitaceae. Gene Ontology annotation, cellular component: fungal-type vacuole membrane; endosome.
AUGCAAUUCAAAGACACUGCGCGGCAGGCGCUUUUUGCUGCAGCGCUCGUGGCGCCGCAGUUGACGUCUGCCUUCUACCUGCCUGGUGUUGCGCCGACCUCGUAUAAGCCCGACGACCAGGUACCGCUGUACGUCAACAAGAUUUCGCCUGUUGCUGCCAUGCAAGACUACCGACUACACUCCGUGGUCUCAUACGACUACUACCAUCCUGCUUUCCAGUUUUGCCAACCGAACGGGGGACCGAAAUACGUAUCCGAGAGCCUGGGAAGCAUCUUGUUCGGUGACAGGAUCAUGACUUCGCCAUUUGACUUGCGCAUGCUUAGGAAUGAGACUUGCAAGCCUCUAUGCAAGGUUUCCUAUCCGGAGAAGAUGCGAGAAUUCAUCAAUGACAGAAUUUACCAGGGGUAUAGCUUGAAUUGGCUCGUUGACGGUCUGCCGGCAGGCCAAAAGAUUCAAGAUGAACUCACCGGCACUACCUUCUACAGCCCCGGCUUCUCCAUUGGCGACUACCAAUUUACUGAAAAUGAAGAAGAGGAUGAAAAGCUUUCCUUCAACAACCACUACGAAAUUUGGAUCGAGUAUCACGAGGUGAAUGGGAACCCGAACCAACUUCGUGUGGUUGGCGUCGUCGUCCAACCCUCUUCCUUGGCAUAUACUGGCGAACCCGACUGCGCGGAUAACCACCCAAAGCUCAUAUUUGAAGAAGGCGACAAGAACCAGGAUGUUUACUUCAGUUACAGUGUGUAUUGGAGGAAGUCGGACACUGCCUGGGCAACUCGGUGGGACAAGUAUCUCCACGUUUUCGACCCCAAGAUUCACUGGUUCUGGCUUAUCGACACUGCAAUCAUUGUCAUUAUCCUGGUACUGACGGUCAUGUCAAUUCUGGUGCGUACACUGAAGAAGGACAUCUCGCGCUACAAUCGCCUCGAUGCCAUCAGCUUGGACGACCUCAAUGGAACUUCUGCAAUCGAGGAUGGCGUUCAAGAAGAUUCUGGCUGGAAGCUUGUUCACGGCGAUGUCUUCCGAACCCCGUCCCACCCGCUCUUGUUGUCCGUUUUGCUGGGCAGCGGUGCUCAGCUUUUCGUCAUGACCGGGUGUACCAUUGCCUUUGCCCUACUGGGCUUCCUGUCUCCUUCCAACCGUGGCUCCCUUGGGACCAUCAUGAUCAUUCUGUACACUCUUCUCGGAUUUGUCGGAGGUUAUACUUCGGCGAGAACUUACAAGGCAAUGCAGGGUGAGCAGUGGAAGGUGAACAUUGCCUUGACACCGGUUCUGGUCCCUGCUAUUGUAUUUGCCGCCUUCUUCCUUUUGGAUCUUUUCCUCUGGGCUAAACAGUCCUCUGGCGCUGUGCCAUUCACCACCAUGCUCGUCAUUGUUGGCAUCUGGUUCGUCAUCUCGAUCCCUCUGUCGGUUGCAGGAUCCUGGCUCGGUUUCCGAAGCCCCCAGAUUGAGGCGCCUGUGCGCGUCAACCAGAUUCCACGCCAGAUCCCGCCAGUUACGACAUACCUUCGUCCUAUUCCCAGCAUGCUGAUCGUUGGUUUGCUGCCCUUUGGUGCCAUCUUUGUCGAGCUUUACUUCAUCAUGAGCUCCAUCUGGUUCAGCCGCAUCUACUACAUGUUUGGCUUCCUCUUCCUUUGCUACGGCCUCAUGGUGGUUGUUUGCGCUGCCGUCACUAUUCUUAUGACUUAUUUCCUGCUCUGCGCCGAGAACUAUCAUUGGCAGUGGCGAUCUUUCCUGGCUGCCGGCAUGAGCGGUGGUUACAUUUUUCUGAAUUGCCUGCUUUACCUCAUCACCAAGGUAAAGCUCGGCGGCCUGGCUGGGAUAGUCCUGUAUAUGGGCUACAGUGCCCUCAUUUCCUUCCUAUUCUUUAUCCUCGCGGGCUCCAUUGGCUACUUUGCCAGUUGGUGGUUCGUCACACGGAUUUACUCGUCAAUCAAGAUAGACUGA